Messenger RNA from Candidula unifasciata, 1182 nucleotides. The record is from the annotation of a GenBank genome assembly. Lineage: Eukaryota; Metazoa; Mollusca; Gastropoda; Stylommatophora; Geomitridae.
AUGUCAACUAGAACUGAAGAUGUGCACAGUUCCUACAACAAGGUAGUUGACAGCAACAGGGACAUCGACGACGACGACAACAUGCCCAGGUCGACAGUAUUUAGGUCAGGGGUGCAGCUGAUGAUCAGCUUCAUGUCAGGGAUGGUGUUUGGCCUGGCAGCAGAAAAGGGCAGAGUGUUUGAACCCCACAUCAUCAGAGAGCAGAUGUUAUUUACCAACUUCACCAUGUUGAAGAUGUUCCUGACUGCCUCUGCAGUAGGAAUGAUGGGGUUUUCCUUCUUGAGCAUGAUUCCUGCCACACUGGACCACUUUGAGAGUGUGGUGGAUGAUUUCCUGGUGUCACUGAUGACUAAAAGUGUGACUAGUGCGGCUGUAGGUGGAGCAUUGCUUGGAUGUGGGAUGACCUUGUCUGGAGCGUGUCCAGGAAUGGUGCUGGCCCAACUGGGCGCUGGUGUCCCUAGUGCAGUGUUCACUGUAGCCGGUGGCUUGUGUGGGGCAUACCUGUAUGCACUGACAGAGCCUAUAGUUUACAGAAACCUUCAUCCCAGGAAGCCAUAUCGUUAUUAUACGUUGGAUGAAUUUCUAGGCUCCCCGUACGUCAUCAUUGCCUUGCCUGUGGCAGCCAUGCUGGGGAUGGUGGUGUUUGCUGUGGAGGUGGCCAGGCCCUGGACAUCAGAGGUGGAGCAGUCAGGCAGCAGUUUGAUGGAGUCCCGAGCUUGGCCCCCAUUUGUGGCGGGCAUGUUGAUUGGCUUGCUACAAGUGCCUACAGUUCUCUCUCUCAGGACUACACUGGGGUCAACAACCGGGUACAUGACCGUGGCAUCGCAGGCACUGGCACUCAAACCGCUGCAGUCUGUGUUCUCUUACCUAAAGUCCUUCCGCCGAGGAGUGCACAACUGGUGGCAGGUAUUCUACAUGGGUGGAGCAGUGUUUGGAGCCCACUUGUCUGCACAAGCUUCAGCAACCAUUGGUUCUGUCAGUGGAGUUUUGCCGUCGCAUAGUUUCCUUGGAGGCAUAUUUAUGAUUUAUGGAGCACGAUUGGCGGGUGGUUGCUCGAGUGGUCACGGACUGUCAGGCAUGGGACUGCUGAUGUUGCUGUCGCUGGUGGCUGUGCCGUCCAUGUUUGCUGGAGGCAUUUCCACAGCUGUCAUCAUGAAAUACCUGCUGGAUAUUGACAUGUGA